Parathielavia appendiculata is the source of this 1142-nucleotide messenger RNA. Its product is annotated as RmlC-like cupin. Lineage: Eukaryota; Fungi; Ascomycota; Sordariomycetes; Sordariales; Chaetomiaceae. The record is from RefSeq and is a predicted model, not a curated record. The coding region runs from base 336 to 1025 and encodes 229 amino acids. The transcript has 4 exons.
CGACACACGGGUCCCGGUUCGGUGGUGUUGCACCUGUCAUGUCCAGGAUCGCAAGACCCUUACGGCUGUUGUUUAUAAAGCAUUAGCUUCAAACUUGAGCUCACCGUUAGCGAAUCUCAACCGUCAGCUGCCCAACGCAACUUGCGGAGUUCGUUGGGCGCCCAGACCGCUCAGCGCUGUCUCGUCUGACUGUUUCAGGUGAGUCGGAGUUACCUCAACGAAGGGCGCAUUCAGUGUGCGCACCUACCUUUACCGAAGACGGCGGCUCUGCCUGGAGUUUUGACUACAGCAAUACCACAAUUUUCGGAAAUUCGUCAUACUUACCUGUUUCGUUCAUGAUUGCCAACCCAGCCCCCUGGCGAUACAGAACUGGCCAUUGCAAGCAACGAUCCAACCACGGUUUGUUUCUUAGAAUCGGGCUGGACGGUAGACGACACUUCUCAGGCUGUGGCAACUCGGCUACCCCCGUACCUGCUGAUUCGACUGGUCGAAUGAACGUCCCGCGUCCUCAAGGAACUCUGAAGAAAAUGGCCUCGUUACUGCCGCUGAUACAGGACAUCCUUCCCAUGAUCUUGCCAGCUUCCGUCUUCGUGAGGAAGGCGGCCGACAUCCUCCCGCCCGAGCCCCAGGCCAGAGAAGCAGAAGGAGGGAGCCCAGUUGUCCGGGUCGUCAGCGGGCACGCAAUUGUCGACAAGACAGACAAAAUGUGCGCAUCAGUCCUUAUUCUGAAACCUGGGUCGUCCUCUGCUAUACGCCACCACGGCGAACAAGAAACCAUCCUCUACACAGUCUCAGGCAAGGGCGUCUUACUUUCGCAGCCGAAGGGGGACGAGGUAGAGCCGCAACGACACGAGCUCGGGCCAGGGGACUUUGCCUUCAUCCCCGCGUGGACAGAGCACCAAGUCGUCAACGAGUUCGAAGAGGCGGACUUGCAUUUGGUGCUCAUCCGGAGCGGGAGCCAGCCUGUCGAGGUCAACCUGACAGACUGGAACGGCGCCCAGGUUAAGGAUGGGCCAAAACGAUGAUGGGGGACGGCCCGGGGCGGUCCCAAAGUCGGAUCCCCGGAAGAUACAAGUUUAUCCUUUGCUGUUGUAUGUAGAGUACCAGUGGAUACAAUCACAUCUUUGGCUGCAAACUGGAAU